AUGCCACUAUGUUCUUUCAUGGAGGACUUGACCUUGGACCCGUUUCCUGACGAAAUCGUGAGCCCUAACAUGGUUUUCAAACACAACAGAAACCCCAGUCUCAGUCCCUCGAAAAUACCCGUCCCCAUCCCAGCACAGAUUUUCCCGUCUAGCCCCCAAACGCAAGUCCGUUACCCACUGACAAGGAAACGACCCCCAUCCCCUGGAUUUUUGACAAAAGAAACCACGAUCAAGUCUUUUAACUUUUCUGCAGGCGGCGAGUGGGACCAAGAGGCUCGGGAACAGAACGUGGAGUACUUUGUGGAUGCCUUUAUGGAUCGUUGGACUCAGCAAGGGCAGGAUGUAUCGGGUUACAAGGAGUUGGCCGAUAUGUACAAGUCACGAGUCGGUGAACUUGAAGAAAAAGGGAAAGCCCAAACGGAGGAAAACAUACGUUUUCGCGCUGAACUUGAACAGAGCAGGUUACGCAUCGCGGCGGCGGAAGACGCCUUGAGACAUGCCCAGCGGGAUCACGAGAUCGCAUUGGACGAGCUCGUGUCUCGUCAGCGUGCAGAGAGUGAAUCCGUCAGGUAUGAAGGCCAGAAGAGCCUUCAGGCAUUACAGGCACAACAUGAGUCGGAGGUCGACGAACUGAAACGACGAUUUGAGCGUGACUUGGAGGACGAGAAGUGUGCGCGACUUCGAGAAAUGAACAAGCUUCACUCACAGACCGCUCUUGAUGCCCAACUCUCGCAAAUUGAACUUGAUAAAACAAUGAAGGAGCUUGCGGCAACCCGAGAUGAUCUCCAAUCAGUCCGGGCCGAACUUGAUCGGGAACGAAAGAAUACCAAUAAUCUCCGGCACAAUCUGGAUACUGCCACUUCCAACAGCGUAACCUUGGAGUCUACCAUCAGCGCGCUAAAGGCCAGAAUUGAAUUCCUAGAGUCUGGACGGGAGGAGCAAUCCGAGGCUUUUGAACGGUUGAACCAGCAGAUGAUGGAUGCUAUGGCCGAGACUAACACGGCCAAAGAGAAGCUCAGAAGGGAAGAAACCCUCAGGCGCAAACUACACAAUCAGGUGCAGGAACUCAAGGGCAACAUUCGGGUGUUCUGCCGUGUCCGCCCCACGUUAGGAAACGAAGGUGUUUCGGAUGCAGCUCAAUUCACGUAUCCGGACGAGACCGAGGAUUCCAAGGAAAUCAACAUAAUCGGCCCCGAGGAGAAGAGCACUCUUGGAACGGUGACGAGAAAGAACCACAAUUUUUCGUUUGACCACGUCUUCGGUCCGUCAGCGCAAAACGGCGACGUUUUCGACGAGAUCAGCCAGCUUGUACAGAGCGCCCUCGACGGAUACAAUGUCUGUAUCUUCUGCUACGGCCAGACCGGGAGCGGUAAGACUCACACUAUGUCCUCGCUGGACGGCAUGAUCCCCAGAGCAGUGCAUCAAAUCUACGAGACGGCCACGAGCCUCGAGGAGAAGGGCUGGAGGUACACGAUGGAAGGCAAUUUCGUGGAAGUCUACAAUGAGAAUCUGAAUGAUCUCUUGGGCAAAGCCGAAGAGCUGGACAAGAAGAAGCUUGAGAUACGACACGAUAUGCAGAAGGGCAAAACGAUCAUCACCGAUGCUACCACUGUGCAACUCGAAUCCCCAGAGAUGGUUGAAUCCCUCCUUAAGAGAGCGGCAGCCAAUCGCUCGGUGGCGGCUACCAAGGCGAACGAGCGCUCGUCCCGGUCCCACUCAGUCUUUAUUCUCAAGCUCAUCGGCGAGAAUUACAUCACCGGCGAACGCAGUGAAGGAACCCUAAACCUGGUCGACUUGGCUGGUUCCGAAAGACUAAGCCACAGUGGUGCAACUGGAGACAGGUUGAAGGAGACGCAAAACAUCAACCGCAGCUUGAGCAGCUUGGGAGAUGUGAUUGCAGCUCUAGGGCAGGGCAAGAAAGAGGGCCAUAUUCCUUACCGAAACAGCAAGUUGACAUAUCUUCUCCAAUUCUCGCUGGGCGGGAACUCGAAGACCCUCAUGUUCGUCAUGGUCAGCCCAUUGCAAGCCCAUCUCUCCGAGACCUUGACUAGUCUCAAGUUCGCCACAAAGGUGCACAACACCCACAUUGGAACGGCAAAGAAACAGACUCGCGUCCGCGACGUCUAA
Molecule: messenger RNA, 2127 nt
Organism: Aspergillus mulundensis
Lineage: Eukaryota; Fungi; Ascomycota; Eurotiomycetes; Eurotiales; Aspergillaceae
Product: putative kinesin family protein (KlpA)
Exons: 3
Coding region: 1-2127 (708 amino acids)
Biological process (GO): microtubule-based movement
Molecular function (GO): microtubule binding; ATP binding; microtubule motor activity
Source: RefSeq, a predicted model, not a curated record